CUCUUUUUCUCGAGGUUGCUUCUCGACUCGAGGUUGCUUUCUCGAAAUUGUCACCACAAAAGCGAUCCGUUGCGGAAUCGUCUCUUCUUCGUUCUUGGAGCUCUCUAGGUUAUGGUUAUGAAAUGGGUCUAGCCAUCGCCAACAGCCUCUCGGGCUCGUCGCCUCAGGAAAUUCCGAGCCGCACUUGGAAGGAUUACUGUCCGGGCAUUUUUUCGAGAGGUAGCGAGGAUUCCGAUAGAAGUGACCGCGUAGCAGACUUCAUGCACUGUAUGGACACGCUACUAGCUGAUGAGGUGGAAGUAGUGAAGGUAGCGGAAUUCCCAGUUGUAGCGGCUACAGUCUAUCCGAUGCAUGACGUGGAUGAGGACGGUCCGGAUGACCUUGACACGUCAGCGUCGUCAAGCGACUCCGCCGAAUCAUCUCCCCGAACUUCCUGGAAGAUUUCAGCGGCCAUGGAUCCACGUCAGCUCGACUGGGUGCACCUCGCGAGUCGAUUAAAAUCCUCGGCUCUCGGCGUGCUGCACCAGACGAAGACAUCCGCACCGCUCGAACAGACGAGCACACGAGCCUCAAUAGAGAGCGGGAAACGCGCCGUUGACGAGUACUCGGGCGAUGGAUGUACAGAGAGUUCAGGGGAUUCGCGCGACAGCUCAUUAGCUUCGGAGGCGUCGAUCCCCGGUGCAAUUGGCACAGGAGGCGAAGACGAACGGGAGGACGCUACCAGUGAGCGGGAUAGUGCUGUCAGUGGCGAGGAACGGUGCGAGGCGGUGUCUGCGAACGAGGAGGCUGCGAACGAAGUGGUUACACGCGACCAGAUGGCGAAGGACUGUUGGUCGGAGCGGUCGUGGGACGCCAGCAGCGUGGGGUUGUGGGACGAACCGGACGUGUGGGACGCGCAUGGUGGCGACGACGCGGACGAGGUGGAGUCGAUCAGAAGCAUCUUCAGCUGGCCGGGCGCCUCGAGCUCGGAGAGCGAGGCAGAGGGCACGGAGAUGAUCGACAUGGCGCCGACCAGGGGGGUGGCGGCGAUGGCGGAGAUGGCGGAGACGGCGGAACCGGCGGAGAUGGGGGAAACGGAAGAGAUGGCGGGGAUGGUGGGGAUAGUGGAGAUCGACAGCGAGUUACGAGUGCACGUAGUUAAGGGGCUCAGGCGGGAGGACGCGGGGUGCGGGCUGGAGCUGCUAGGCAGCGUGGUUGGGAGGAGCAAUCUAGAGACGGCUCAGAAUACACUGCUAGGCGGCGUUGUGGGGAGGAGCAAGAGACGGAAGAGGCGCGCGGCGACGCGCCUGGCGAGUGCGGUACGCAUAGCGGGAAUCGGAGAGGACAGUAGCGAGUCUGAAGCGGAGGGCAUCGAAGGGCGGGAGAUGGACGUGUUCCGCGUGGCGGGGAUACCCGGGGAGAGCGAGGGAUCGCAGGAAGCGGGUGAAUGGAUGCAGGACGGGAAUGAGGGGUCAUUGGGUGCGGGCAGGGGUAUGCCAGGAAAAGGCGAUGAACGGCCGGGUGCAAGGCUGGCUCAUGCUGCGGCAGAGAUGGCGCCGGGAGCCGUGAAAACGGGCUUGAGAGAGGAGCCACUUGCAGCCGGCGCCGAUUGCUCUGACGGUAACGCCACUAACGGCUCUGACGGGCGGCCGGUAGUUGCCUGCCUAUCUGCGGCAUCGCGCGCGCUGGCAGCGCGGCGUGAACUAGAAAUAAGCAGCCAUGCCAGCUCUCCGCAGCGCGGCGUGACCUCUCUUGACGACGAUCGCAGCCAUGCCAGCUGCCGCUGCCACGUCGUGGAGCCGCGCUGCGAUGGUGGCCCCGAUAUAAGCACGAGCCGGCCAGUGUUGCCUCUCGUGGAAGGCGAGUGCGGGUCUGCUCGCACGGAGGCUGGCUCGGGCGGGUCCGCGGUGGGAGGAGUGUUGAGGGGCGCGUUCACGGCCGUUCUGCCUGGUGUGCGCGCCGUCACCUCCGCGCUUCGAUCCGCCGUGUCGACGGUCGGCGAGAUUUGCUACCACGAGCUUCACAGCGCAUCCCCGGCGCACCCGGACCACGCGCAGCUGCUCGCGGCGCUGGCGCGCGCGCAGGCGCACGGGCUGGCGGAAGGGCAGCAGCGUCUGGCGCCGUGGGACCCGGACGCGGUCGUGGCGGUGCCCCUCGGGACUGCCGCGCAGGUGAAAUCCGCGCUGCAGGCGUCGCGGGAGCUUCUGCGCGCGGAAGAGCUGGCGCUUCCCGGGGAGAAGGGGGAGGCGGGGAAAGACGCGGAGGCGGAAAGGCAGGGGGGUGAAGAGGACGCCGAUAGGGGGGAGGAAAGGCAGGAGGGAGUGCUGGGGGAUGUGAGGGGAAGCGGGGGAAGCGGCGGAAGCGGGGGAAGCGGGGGGAGUGGGGGAAGCGGGGGUAGCGGGACGCUGCCGAUGGUGCUGGCGCGCACGCUGCAUGCGCUGGACGUGUUCGAAGACGUGCCUUUAAGGGACGACGAGGAGGGCGCGGGGGGAGGCGCGCGGAUGUUCGUCCCCAUGCGCCAGCUGGCGGCCGGCCUGCCGUCCGUGGGGGGAAACCUAGGGGGAAGCAUGGGGGGGGAUUUGGGUGCAAUAGGGAGAAUGGGGAGCGAGAAAAGCAGAUGCAGCGUGAGGGGGAGUGACGGGGAGGGGGACGGAGGGGACGUGGUGGUGUUGGGGAGGGGAGAGGUGGCGGAGAUGGAUGAGGCGAUGGGGUAUAUGGGGGGCGGUUUCUUGGAUGACUUGCGGUACGCAGAUGAUGGGAUGUAUGGCGAUGAAAGGGGGUGUGAGGGCGGUGGAGCAGGAUGCGUGGAGGGUGGGGGGUGUUUUGACGGUACGGCGUGCUUUGAGGAGUGUGGGUAUGUGGAGGAGUGCGGGUGCGAGGCGAGCGGGUACAAGCAAUGCGGGUACGAGGAGGAGAGUGAGGCGAGCGGGCAGGAGGACACAGGCCGUGGGGUGAGUGGCUGGGGCAGCACCAUGCGGUCGAGGCAGAACCAGGCCAGCAGGGCGAGCUGGGGGCGGCUGAGGGGCGCAGAAAGGGAGAUGGAGAAGGGGUAUUAUGAGGAGCAGUGUCGAAUGCAUGAGGAUGGCAGUGGCGAGGACGAGCUGUUCAACCUCCGUGCAUCACUCCACCGCGCGUCGCAGCGGGCCCUGAACUCGCCGCAUGCCAUGCUGUGCCACCGCCACCACACGCGCAUGCAUUCAUCGCCCCUCCUGCGCUCCUCCCCCCACCUGCACUCGUCGCCCCACCUGCACUCGUCUCCCCACCUGCACUCAUCCCCCCACAUGCACUCAUCCCCCCAAGUCGACCCAUUGCCCCAUGCCUCCCUCUUCCGAUCCUACACCGACUGGCCCUCCUACCGCGGCCCUUCCUCGCUCUUCCCGGGCUUCCCCUGCAACGAGGGCAGGGAGAGCACGGCAGCUGUGGCAGCGGCUGCAGCGGUGGCGUGGUGUCAGGAGGAGUGGGAGGGCAGUGGGGUGCGGGAGGGAGGGGGGAGGGGCGAGUGGGAGGGGUGGGAGAGGAGUGCGAGUUUCCCCCUCUCGGGGUGGGACCAGGGCCGUUACUUGGAUGAGCCGUGGGACCCUUCUCUUGCUUCUGGUAUGGGUGGCGACAGAGAGGCCUUGCUGGAAGGAGGCCUGUUUUCUGGUGGCGGUGGUGAGACGGGGGAAGCAAAAGGGCGAGGGGGUGUGGCGCGGAAGGUUAAGGGUAAGGCAAGGAGGAGAGUGGCGGAGGGCAGUGGAGGGACGGGAGAGAGUGAGAAGGCGGAGAAGAAGAGGGGGAAGGAGAGGUGGGGGGGAGUGGAGGGAAGAAACACCGUGGGUGGUGGUGAGGCAGCCACUGGGGGUGCAGUGCAGGCAGGGAGUGUGAGAAGGAGAGAGCGCAAUAGGGGCACAGUUAAGGGGUCGGAGAGGGGAGAUGGCAAGGAAGGGGGUUCAGAUAGGCAGAAGAAGAGUGCGUGGAAGGUUGUCUCUGCAGGCAGUGGGGAGGUGGGGAUGGAAGGGAGCAGGGCAGGAGCGAAGAGACUGGAGAGGGGCAAGGCGGAGAGGGAGACAGAAGGUGGGGAGGAGAAGGGCGGAGCUGACAGUGUGGCAGGUGCCAGGGAUGGUGCCAGGAAUGGUGCAGGGGGGCUGGAGCAAGGUAGAGUGCGGAGGAAGGGGAGUGGGCGUGAGAAGAAGGGGAGCAGGCAGGGUGGUGAUAUGAAGCGCGGUGGGGGUGUUGAGAGUGGUGCGUUGGAGGAGACAGCAGAGGGGGCGAAGGAUAAGAGGAUGCUGGCAGCCAGAGGCGUGACCCCUCUAGGCAAGGCAUGCGGGACUGAGAGGGGUGGUGGUCUGGUCCCGCACCCAGGUCGCAAGCUAGUCAAGACCAACAAGGCUCUCACUGCUGCAGCAGUGUCACACGCGGGGCAAAGGAGCACAGGGGGCAUUCUACUUCCCAGUAUAAGCACUCGUGAUGUUCCACGCUCCUGUAUAAGCACUGGUUUCACCUCAUCCUCGUCAUCACCAUCAUUAUCCUCAUCGGCAGCAGCAGCUGGAAAAUCGGAGGAGUGUCAAGAUUCAGCAGUAGGGCCACAGCAGCAUCAGCCUGUUAUUCCACCAUCCAAGCUGCCUUUCUCCUCCUCACCCUCACCCUCACACUCUCCGUUCUCCUCCCCUCUCCACUCCACCGCCACCUCCUCCUCACCCUCUGGCCUCUCUGACCCCUCCGCCUCCAUGUUGCCCCUCAGCGCAGCUUCGCGGAUGGCUGCUGCACCGCCUCCCUCGUUCACCCCAACGCCAGCUGCCCCCCACUCAUUGGCGGAGCAUGCGGUGCAACGGCCUGUGAGUGCAGUGGAGGUGGAGGGUGACCUGGCUGCUGGCUCGUCCUGGCAGAUGGGACCUGAUGGGCGUGAUGCCACUGGUGCUGAUGCUGGCAGUGUUUGCAACACCAGCAGCUGUAGCACCAGCAUUGGGAUCAGCAGCAGCUGUAGCACCAGCAUCGGGGUCAGCAGCAACAGCAUUGUCGGCGGCGCUGGCAUUGGGCAUGAGCCCCAUGUCGUACGGUUUUCGCUACUGUCAAUGCUCUCACAUGCUCUGGCCGCCAUGCGUGCUGCCAUGACCCACGCCCGCUCCAUGCUCCACCACCUCUCUCGCGCCUUCCUCCAUGCAUCCAUGGCUCUACACAUGUCAUGGGGCUAGGUGCUGAAUCGCACAACCCGAUGGGCCGACUACUAAUACGACAUGCUAGUCCACCACCACCAGCAGAUGUGACAUGACUAGCAAAAAGCAGGUCUGAUUAUGAGGCGCUUCUACAUUCGACCUGCAUCUCACUUGUGGGGCCCGAUUGCCAUUGUGUCAUUGCAUGUACAACCUCUUAUUUAGCCCUUUUUGAUUGUAUUUCUGUACGCCUUUUCUAAUUUAUGCAACAUGUAUCUCCCGU
Closterium sp. NIES-67 is the source of this 5391-nucleotide messenger RNA. The record is from the annotation of a GenBank genome assembly. Lineage: Eukaryota; Viridiplantae; Streptophyta; Zygnematophyceae; Desmidiales; Closteriaceae.